This is a messenger RNA of Herpailurus yagouaroundi (jaguarundi), 11870 nucleotides long. RefSeq names its product cubilin (gene CUBN). Bases 178 to 11040 code for a protein of 3620 amino acids. Gene Ontology annotation, molecular function: calcium ion binding. The transcript has 67 exons. The record is from RefSeq and is a predicted model, not a curated record. Lineage: Eukaryota; Metazoa; Chordata; Mammalia; Carnivora; Felidae.
UACCUCCCUCGGGAAGGAAAAGUAACACAGCCUUCCAGGGCAAAGAAGAGAGGACUGAAAGUUGUAGGAUAUUCCACAGGCCAAAGUACAUCUGCCUGGUUUGCUUUCUCUAAAAUCCCACACUUGGCUGGACUGGCUUCCUUCUUACCUGACAACCUAGGAGGGUUGGUGAGGAAUAUGUCCUCACCUUUUCUAUGGAGUUUGGUUAUUUUGGUGACAUUUGCUGAAUCAAAUGGGGAAGUUGGAGAGCUCGUGCUGCAGAGACAGAAAAGAAAUACUGACCUCCAACAGCCUCGAAUGGCUGCAGAGAAGGGAAAUCUAGUGUUUCUUACAGGGUCUGCUCAAAACAUUGAAUUUCGAACUGGAUCCCUGGGAAAAAUUAAAUUAAAUGAUGAAGACCUCGGCCAAUGUUUACAUCAGAUCCAGAAAAACAAAGAUGAUAUUACAAGUUUAAAAAGGAGUGCUGUCAGUCUGCCUCAGAAUAUCUCCAGUCAAAUCCAUCAGCUUAAUUCUAAGCUUGCGGAUCUGGAGAGAAAAUUUCAAAGCCUACAGCAGACGGUCGACAAAAAGGUCUGCAGCAGCAACCCCUGCCAAAAUGGUGGGACCUGCCUCAAUCUUCACAAUUCCUUUGUUUGCAUCUGCACCUCACAGUGGGAGGGUCCUCUGUGCUCAGUUGAUGUGAACGAAUGUGAGAUUUACUCAGAAACACCCUUGGGCUGCCAGAAUGGAUCCACGUGUGUAAAUACAGCAGGCAGUUACAGGUGUCUAUGCUCCCCAGAGACACACGGCCCCCAGUGUGCAUCCACAUACAAUGACUGUGAAGGGGGCUCCAAAGCACUCUGCGUCCACGGCAUCUGUGAGGAUCUAGUCCGAGUGCAGGCUGGAGAGCCCAUGUACAGCUGCAUCUGUGAUGCGGGGUGGACGUCCCCGCCGAGCAGCUCGGCCUGCCUGCUGGACAUCGACGAGUGCAGCCUCCAGCCUGCGCCGUGUUCCACACUUGCCCAGUGCUUCAACACCCCAGGCUCCUUCUACUGCGGGGCCUGCCCGACAGGCUGGCAAGGAAACGGAUACAGUUGCCAAGAUAUCAAUGAAUGUGACAUAAAUAAUGGCGGUUGUUCUGUGGUUCCACCUGUUACGUGUGUGAAUACAUUUGGGUCUUACCACUGUCAGGCCUGUCCACCAGGGUACCAAGGCAAUGGAAGAGUGUGCACGCUCGUCAAUGUCUGCUUGGUUGAUAAUGGAGGCUGCCACCCACAUGCGUCAUGCUCCUCAGUUCUAGGUUCUUUACCUCUCUGUACUUGUCUCCCGGGAUAUACUGGAAAUGGCUAUGGGCCAAAUGGAUGCGUGCAGCUCAGUAAUGUUUGCUCGAACCGCCCCUGUUUAAAUGGACAAUGCAUUGAAACGGUUUCUGGUUAUCUUUGUAAGUGUGAAUCAGGUUGGGCCGGCAUCAACUGUACAGAAAAUAUAAAUGAGUGUCUGAGCAACCCCUGCUUGAAUGGGGGAACUUGUGUGGAUGGCGUCAAUGCAUUCAGUUGUGAAUGCACACGUUUCUGGACUGGAUUUCUGUGUCAGAUUCCCCAGCAAGUUUGUGGAGGGUCCCUCUCUGGGAUGAAUGGAAGCUUCAGCUAUAAAAGCCCUGAUGUUGGUUAUGUGCAUGAUGUUAACUGCUUCUGGGUUAUCCGAACUGAAGAGGGAAAGGUGCUGCGUAUCACUUUCACUUUUUUCCAGUUAGAAUCAGUGAACAAUUGUCCACACGAGUUUCUUCAGGUUCAUGAUGGAGACUCCUCUGCAGCGUUUCAACUUGGAAGAUUCUGUGGCUCUGUUCCCCCUCAUGAACUCCUCAGUAGUGACAAUGCCCUGUAUUUUCAUCUCUACUCUGAACAUUUAAGAAAUGAGAGAGGCUUCACAAUAAGAUGGGAAACACAGCAACCAGAGUGUGGAGGUGUACUGACAGGCACUUAUGGUUCUAUUAAGUCUCCGGGAUAUCCUGGAAACUAUCCUUCAGGAAGAGAUUGUGUCUGGAAAGUUAUAACCAGUCCUGGCCUCUUGAUAACAUUUACUUUUGGGACCUUGAGUCUGGAGCACCAUGAUGAUUGCAGCAAAGAUUAUCUUGAGAUUCGAGAUGGUCCUCUGUAUCAGGACCCCGUUCUUGGAAAGUUCUGCACCACUUUCUCUGUACCACCACUGCAGACCACAGGUCCCUUUGCCAGAAUUCAUUUUCAUUCUGACAACCAGAUUAAUGACCAAGGCUUCCAUAUCACCUACUUAACAUCAGCAUCGGAUCUACGUUGUGGAGGAAACUACACAGACCCAGAGGGCCUUCUCUUUUCUGACUUGUCUGGACCUUUCACUCACAACAGACAAUGCAUCUAUAUUAUAAAGCAGCCCCUGGGAGAACAAAUACAGGUCAACUUCACCCAGGUGGAGCUGGAAGGCCAGAGUGGCUGUGCUCAGAGUUAUGUUGAGGUUCGAGAUGAUCAAACCUUGCUUGGAAAAGCCUGUGGCAAUGAAACUCUCUCUCAGAUUAAAUCCAUUACUAAUAGUAUCUGGAUCAGGCUUAAAGUAGAUGUUUCAGUUGUGAGAGCUAGUUUCAGAGCUGUUUAUCAAGUUGCUUGUGGAGGAGAAUUAACUGGAGAAGGGGUCAUUCGCUCACCUUUUUAUCCUAAUGUGUACCCAGGAGAAAGGGUCUGCAUAUGGACAAUCUACCAACCCCAAAGCCACGUAGUUAUUCUCAACUUCACUGCCUUUGAAAUAGGAAAUUCUGCCCACUGUGAUACAGAUUAUAUUGAGAUUGGUAGUAGUUCCAUUUUGGGUUCUCCUGAAAAUAAAAAAUAUUGUGGCACAGACAUACCUUCAUUUAUAACAUCUGUGUACAAUUUUCUUUAUGUCAUAUUUGUGAAAAGUUCUUCUACUGAAAAUCAUGGUUUCAUGGCUAAAUUCAGUACUGCAGAAUUAGCAUGUGGAAAAAUUCUCACAGAAUCAACAGGAAUCAUUCAAAGUCCUGGCCACCCAAAUAUCUACCCUCAUGGCAUCAACUGUACUUGGCAUAUAUUAGUCCAACCUGGCUACCUGAUUCAUUUGAUAUUCAGGAGAUUUCAUCUGGAGUUUCAUUACAAUUGCACAAAUGACUACUUGGAAGUUUAUGACACUGGUUCUGGGACAUUUCUUGGGAGAUAUUGUGGAAAAUCAGUCCCGCCCUCUCUUACCAGCAGUACCAAUGCAUUAAUGCUUGUAUUUGUGGCUGACUCUGACCUUGCAUAUGAAGGCUUUUUAAUAAACUAUGAAGCAAUUGACGUGUCAGCAGCAUGCAUGACAGACUAUACAGAAGAAUCUGGGACUUUUACUUCUCCAAACUUCCCCAAUAAUUACCCCAACAACUGGAAAUGCAUUUAUAGGAUCACGGUGGAAACCAGCCAACAGAUUGCAUUGCACUUUACAAACUUCUCCUUGGAGGAGGCCAUUGGUGGAGAGUGCAUAGCAGAUUUUGUGGAAAUCAGAGAUGGAGGCAGUGAAAGUUCACCACCCCUGGGAAAAUACUGUGGCUCAAAUCCACCUCCAAGAAUCAUCUCUCAUAGUAACAAACUAUGGUUAAGAUUUAAGAGUGACUUCUUUGGCUCAGCAUCUGGAUUCUCAGCUUACUGGGAUGGAUCAUUAACAGGUUGUGGGGGCAAUCUCACCACCCCCACUGGCAUGUUCAUAUCUCCCAACUACCCGAUGCCCUACUACCACAGCUCCGAAUGCUAUUGGUGGUUGAAAUCCAGCCAUGGCAGCCCAUUUGAGCUGGAAUUUGAAGACUUUCACUUGGAGUACCACCCAAACUGCACUUUAGAUUAUCUGGCCGUAUAUGAUGGCUCAAGUACCAGUUCUCAUUUGCUCAGUCAGCUUUGUGGGGAUGAAACACCGCCUCUCAUCCGUUCUAGUGGAGACAGCAUGUUUUUAAAACUCAGAACAGAUGAAGGUCAACAAGGAGGUGGCUUCCUGGCCAAAUACCAGCAGACCUGUGAGAACGUGGUAAUUGUGAACCGAUCCUAUGGCCUCUUAGAGAGUAUACAUUAUCCAAAUCCCUAUUCUGACAAUCAGCGUUGUAACUGGACCAUCCAAGCGACAACGGGCAACACGGUGAAUUAUACAUUUUUAGCAUUUGAGUUGGAAACUCACACAAACUGCUCCACAGACUACUUAGAGCUCUACGACGGCCCCCAGCGGAUGGGGCGCUACUGUGGAGCUGACCUACCGCCUGCAGGGAGUACCACGGGCUCCAGGCUUCAAGUGCUGUUCCACACCGAUGGGGUCGGUCACCAUGAGAGAGGAUUUCAGAUGCAGUGGUUCAUUCAUGGCUGUGGCGGGGAGUUGUCUGGGACUACGGGCACCUUCAGCAGCCCCGGGUACCCUAACACGUACCCCCCCAACAAGGAGUGCAUCUGGUACAUUAACACAGCCCCUGGGAGUAGCAUUCAGCUCACCAUCCACGACUUUGAUGUGGAGUAUCACGCAAGGUGCAACUUUGACGUCCUGGAGGUCUAUGGAGGCCCUGAUUUCCACUCGCCCAGAAUAGCCCAGUUAUGUGCCCAAAGGUCAUCUGAGAGUCCCUUGCAGGUCUCCAGCACUGGAAAUGAGCUAGCCAUCCGCUUUAAGACCGACAGCUCUAUAAAUGGGAGAGGCUUCAAUGCCACAUGGCAGGCAGUCCCUGGAGGUUGUGGCGGCAUUUUCCAGGCUCCCAAUGGAGAGAUUCAUUCUCCAAAUUACCCCAGUCCUUAUAGGAGUAACACCGACUGCUCCUGGGUCAUUCGGGUGGAAAGAAAUCACCGUGUUCUCUUGAACUUCACUGACUUUGACCUUGAACCUCAGGACUCUUGUAUUAUGGCAUAUGACGGCGUAAGCCCCACAACUGCCCGCCUUGCCAGAACGUGUGGAAGACAGCCGCUGGCUAACCCCAUCGUUUCUUCAGGAAACAGCCUCUUGUUGCGAUUUCAGUCUGGCCCUUCCAGACAGAGCAGGGGCUUCCGAGCUCACUUCAGCCAAGCCUGUGGGGGCUACAUCCUUACCGACUCAUCGGAUACUAUAUCCUCUCCAUUGUUCCCUGCCAAGUAUCCACACAAUCAGAACUGCAGCUGGAUAAUUCAAGCUCAGCCUCCAUUCAAUCACAUCACCCUCUCCUUCAGCCACUUUGGACUUGAAAGCACUGCAAUGUGUACACAAGACUUUUUAGAAAUUUUGGAUGGCAAUUAUGAUGACGCACCCCUCCGAGGCCGCUACUGUGGUGCCUCCAUGCCACAUCCCAUCACUUCCUUUAGCAAUGCUCUGACGCUGAGGUUUGUCUCAGAUUCUAGAGUGAAUUCUGAGGGUUUCCAUGCUACAUACGCCGCGUCAUCAUCAGCUUGUGGUGGAACCUUCCACAUGGCUGAAGGCAUCUUCAACAGCCCUGGCUACCCGGAAGUUUAUCCCUCUAACGUGGAAUGUGUCUGGAACAUUGUCAGUUCCCCUGGCAACCGGCUCCAGCUGUCUUUUAUAACUUUCCAGUUGGAGGAUUCUCAGGACUGUAACAGGGAUUUUGUGGAGAUCCGCGAAGGAAACGCCACUGGUACUUUGGUGGGGCGAUAUUGUGGAAAUGUCCUCCCCCUCAAUUAUUCAUCCAUUGUUGGGCACAGACUGUGGAUCCGAUUUGUCUCCGAUGGCUCAGGCAGUGGCAUAGGCUUCCAAGCCACAUUUACUAACAUAUUUGGCAAUGAUAAUAUUGUGGGAACUCAUGGGAAAGUCGCCUCUCCCUUAUGGCCUGGACAUUACCCCCACAACUCUGAUUACCAAUGGAUAGUAAAUGUGGAUGCGUCUCAAGUUAUCCAUGGUAGAAUCUUGGAGAUAGACAUUGAAGCAACUCAAAACUGCUAUUAUGACAAAUUAAGGAUUUACGACGGGCUUGGUGUUCAUUCCCGCCUCAUUGGAACUUACUGUGGUACCCAGACCAAAUCUUUUAGCUCCUCUAGAAAUUCCUUGACAUUUCAGUUUUCUUCUGACUCUUCAAUCUCAGGGAAAGGAUUCCUUCUGGAGUGGUUUGCAAUGAAUGUCUCUGUUGGACCUUCCCCUACAAUUGCUCCAGGUGCUUGUGGUGGGUUCCUGAGGACAGGAGAUGCGCCAGCCUUUCUUUUCUCCCCAGGCUGGCCCGAAAGCUACAGUAACAGCGCUGACUGUAUGUGGCUCAUUCAGGCUCCAGAUUCUACUGUGGAACUCAACAUCCUUGCCCUGGACAUCGAAGCUCACAGAACAUGUGACUAUGACAAACUUGUGAUAAGAGAUGGAGACAAUAACCAGGCCCAGCAGCUAGCGGUUCUCUGUGGCAGAGAGAUCCCUGGACCCAUCCGGUCCACUGGAGAGUACAUGUUCAUCCGAUUCACCUCUGACUUCAGUGUCACCAGACCGGGCUUUAAUGCAUCCUUUCAUAAGGGUUGUGGUGGAUAUUUGCAUGCAGACAGGGGGAUCAUCACAUCACCUCAGUAUCCAGAGACCUACGGUCCCAACCUCAACUGCUCGUGGCAUGUCCUGGUUCAGAGUAGUCUGACCAUUGCUGUCCAUUUUGAACAGCCCUUCCAGAUUCCAAACGGAGAUUCUUCGUGCAGCCAGGGCGAUUACUUGGCGCUAAAAAAUGGACCUGAUAUCUACUCUCCACCCUUGGGAAGCCAUGGAGGAAACGGUCGUUUUUGUGGCAGUCGCCCUUCAUCCACUCUGUUCACCUCAGAUAAUCAAAUGUUUGUUCAGUUUAUUUCUGAUGGCAGUAAUGGAGGGCAAGGAUUUAAAAUCAAAUAUGAGGCAAAGAGUUUAGCCUGUGGGGGCAAUAUCUACAUCCACGAUGCGGAUUCUGCUGGCUAUGUGACCUCCCCCAACCACCCUGACAAUUACCCCCAGCACGCUGAUUGCACGUGGCUCAUAGCGGCUCCCCCUGGAAAGCUCAUAAGGCUGCAGUUUGAAGAUCAAUUCCAUAUUGAAGAAACACCCAGCUGCACAUCCAAUUACCUUGAGUUGCGUGAUGGGGCUGACUCAAAUGCACGGGUACUUUCCAAGGUUUGCGGAACAUCUUUGCCCAACAGCCAGUUGUCCUCAGGAGAGGUGAUGUAUUUGAGAUUCCGAUCUGACAACAGCCCCACACAUGUGGGGUUCAAGAUCAAGUAUGCUAUAGCCCCGUGUGGGGGAAGAGUGACAGGGCAAAGUGGUGUCAUCGAAAGCAGCGGAUAUCCAACACUGCCGUAUAGAGACAAUUUGUUGUGUGAGUGGCAUCUGGAGGGUCCCUCGGGACACUACCUCACCAUCCAUUUUGAAGACUUUAACCUUCAGAAUUCCUCUGGCUGUGAGAAAGACUUUGUGGAGAUCUGGGAAAACCAUACCUCUGGAAAUUUAUUGGGCAGAUACUGUGGAAACACCAUUCCCGACAGCAUAGACACUUCUAGCAAUAUCGCUUUGGUCAGGUUUGUCACAGAUGGCUCUCUGACUGCUUCGGGAUUUAGACUACGGUUUGAAUCUAGCAUGGAAGAGUGUGGUGGAGACCUACAGGGCCCUACCGGAACAUUCACUUCUCCCAACUUCCCGAACCCAAAUCCUCACAGCCGGCUCUGUGAGUGGAGGAUCACGGUGCAGGAAGGAAGGCGGGUCACCCUGACGUUUAACAAUCUGAGGCUGGAAGUUCAUCCAUCCUGCAACAGCGAGCGUGUGACAAUAUUCAAUGGCAUUAGAAGUAACUCACCCCAGCUAGGGAAACUGUGUAGCAGUGUGAAUGUAAGUGAGGAGAUCAAAUCUUCAGGACACAAAAUGAGAGUCGUGUUUUUCACUGAUGGAUCCAGGCCAUAUGGAGGUUUCAGUGCUUCCUACACAUCCAGUGAAGAUGCAGUAUGUGGUGGGUCCCUUACAAAUUCCGCCAAAGGAAACUUCACUUCCCCUGGCUAUGACGGAGUCAGUAAUUACUCAAGAAACUUAAAUUGUGAAUGGACUCUCAGCAAUCCAAAUCAGGGAAAUUCAUCCAUUUACAUUCAUUUUGAAGAUUUUUACCUGGAAAGUCACCAAGACUGUCAGUUUGAUGUCCUUGAGCUACGAGUGGGGGAUGCUGAUGGGCCUCUGAUGUGGAGACUUUGUGGACCUGCAAAACCUACAGUGCCACUGGUUGUACCUUAUCCUCAGGUGUGGAUACACUUCGUCACCAAUGAACGUGUAGAAUAUGUUGGAUUUCAUGCGGAGUAUUCUUUUACAGACUGUGGUGGAAUACAACUGGGUGAGAGUGGCGUAAUCACAAGUCCCAACUAUCCAGCCUCUUACGACAGCUCGACUCACUGUUCCUGGUUGUUAGAAGCCCCACAAGGCCAUACCAUCACUCUUACGUUUAGUAACUUUGAUAUCGAAGCCCAUGCAACCUGCGCUUGGGACUCUGUAACCGUCAGGAACGGCGGUUCUCCUGGAUCGCCCCUAAUAGGACAAUACUGUGGAAGUUCAAACCCCAGGACGAUCCAGUCUGGUUCCAACCAGCUGGUGGUGAUUUUUAACUCGGACCAUUCGGUGCAAAAUGGUGGAUUUUAUGCUACAUGGAACACACAAACUUUAGGCUGUGGGGGAAUACUUCAUUCAGACAAUGGUACAAUCAGAUCCCCUCACUGGCCUCAGAAUUUUCCCGAGAACAGCAGAUGUACCUGGACAGUCAUUACUCAUGAAAGUAAGCAGUUGGAGAUCAGCUUUGACAACAACUUCCUAAUCCCCAGUGGUGACGGACAGUGUCAGAACAGCUUUGUGAAGGUGUGGGCAGGAACUGAGGAAAUGGACAAAGCCCUGUUAGCCUCGAGCUGUGGCAGUGUGGCUCCCGGUUCCAUCAUGACACCAAGAAAUGCAUUCACAGCCGUGUUCCAGUCUCAGGAAGCCCCGGCUCAGGGCUUCUCUGCAUCCUUUGUGAGCCGAUGUGGAGGUAAUUUCACCAACCCUUCAGGUUACAUCCUUUCUCCAAACUACCCAAAGCACUAUGACAACGACAUGAAUUGCACCUACAUCAUCAUUGCUGAUCCUCUGUCCCUGGUCCUCCUGACUUUUGUGUCUUUCCACUUGGAAGCUCGCUCAGCCGUAACGGGUAGCUGUGACAGUGAUGGCCUUCACAUCAUCAGAGGCUCCAGCUUCUCUUCCACGCCUUUUGCCACCAUAUGUGGUGACGAGAUCCUGCCUCCUGUCACCAUCGUAGGCCCGGUGCUGUUCAACUUCUACUCAAAUGCAUAUACCACUGCCUUGGGAUUCAAGCUUGACUAUAAGAUAACCCCCUGUGGCGGUGUGUUCAACUUCUCCAUCGGGGUCAUCAGGAGCCCUGCCUAUGCACAUUCAGACUACCCCAACAAUAUACACUGUUUGUACACCAUCAUUGGCAGAGAGGACAGAGUGAUUCAGCUCAAGUUUAGUGAUUUUGAUGUGGUUCCCUCCACCUUCUGCUCCCAAGACUAUCUGGCAAUUUAUGAUGGUUCUAACAUCAGUAAUCCUCUUCUUGGAAAAUUCUGUGGGUCCAUUCUUCCACCAAAUAUUAGGAGCAGCAAUAACAGCAUGCUUCUGGUAUUCAAGACAGAUUCGUUUCAAACAGCAAGAGGUUGGAAAAUAACUUUCCAUCAGACACUGGGGCCUCAGCAAGGAUGUGGUGGUUAUCUGACAGGUUCAAGCGAUACCUUUGCCUCUCCUGAUUCUGACUCCAAUGGAAGAUAUGACAAGAAUUUAAACUGUGUAUGGUUCAUAGUUGCACCUGUAAACAAAGUGAUUAAACUCACCUUCAAAACAUUUGCUCUGGAGGCACCAAGUAGUGCACAAAGAUGCAUAUAUGAUUAUGUAAAGUUGUAUGAUGGGGAUAGUGAAAAUGCCAACUUGGCUGGAAUGUUUUGUGGCUCUACUGUACCUGCUCCCUUUAUCUCUUCUGGCAACUUCCUGACGGUUCAAUUUGUCAGUGACCUAACUGUAGAACGACAAGGAUUUAAUGCUACUUAUACCAUUGUGGACAUGCCUUGUGGUGGAACAUAUAACGCAACUUGGACCCCCCAAAGUAUUUCGUCACCCAAUUCAUCAGACCCAGAAAUCCCAUUUUCCACGUGUACUUGGGUCCUCGAAGCCCCUCCACAUCAGCAGGUCAAGAUCACUGUGUGGGCAUUGCAACUGCACCCACAAGACUGUGACCAGAACUACUUAGAGUUUCAGGACUCACCUGAGAGCAAUGGAAAUCCAGGAAUUCAGUUCUGUGGCAGAAAUGCUUCGGCUGUACCGACGUUCUAUUCUUCUGCGAGUACGGCAAUUGUCGUUUUCAAAUCCGAAGUUCUCGACAGAAACUCCAGAGUGGGUUUCACGUAUCAGAUUGCAGGUUGCAACAGAGAGUAUAACAGGGCAUUUGGCAAUCUCAAGAGUCCGGGAUGGCCAGAUAAUUAUAACAAUAACAUGGAUUGCACUGUUACUCUCACGGCCCCUCAGAACCACACCAUUUCCCUCUUUUUUCAUUCAUUUGGCAUCGAGGACUCAAGUGAAUGCACGCACGAUUUCUUGGAGGUAAGAAACGGCAGUGACAGCAGCUCGCCCUUACUGGGCACGUACUGUGGAACCCUGCAGCCAAAUCCUAUCUUUUCUCAAAACAAUGAACUGUACCUACGGUUUAAGAGUGAUGGUGCAACUUCCAGUCUUGGAUAUGAAAUUGUCUGGACCUCAUCACCCUCUGGCUGUGGUGGAACUCUUUACGGACACAGUGGCUCCUUCACCAGCCCUGGCUACCCGGGAACUUACCCAAACAACACUCACUGUGAAUGGACCAUCAUUGCUCCUGCUGGCAGACCUGUCACAGUCAGCUUUUACUUUGUCAGCAUUGAUGAUCCCGGAGACUGUGUCCAGAACUAUCUCAUACUCUACAAUGGACCAGAUGCUAAUUCUCCAGCCUCUGGACCAUACUGUGGGGCAGACACGAACAUAGCUCCCUUUGUGGCCUCCUCACAUCGGGUCUUCGUAAAAUUUCAUGCAGAGUAUGCACUGCGGCCAUCAGCCAUCCGGUUAACUUGGGACAGCUAACUAUGUAACACGGUGUGGUGGCUGUACUGCAGGGCCCUCGGGCAUGAGCACAAGUCUGCCAUCCUGAUGCGGGAUUCUGCCUCUGCCACUGGGAAUAAUCUGAAUUUUGUUUUCACCAACGUAUGUGUGGAAUCAAUAUGCAUACAUUAUAUUUUUGUUUUAAUAUAGAAUGUAGCUUCAUUAGCCUUGGCUGUGCUUGUCACCCUUCCUUCUAACACUUUGAGCAGAAAAGUUCCUAAAAUCCCUUAUAAAGUUGGAAAUGAUUAUGGCAAAUGUGACGGAAACUGUCAAAAGUUAAUGAUAAAACAGGAGUAUGAUUCUCACUGUGAAUGUCCAAUGAGGGGUAAUAAACAGUAACGAAUUGUACAUGAUGACGUUGCACUCAUUUUUAACUCAUUAGCAUUGAGUCCUUCACUAGCAGGUGUAGGUUUUCAAGUGGAAUUUUUACAUGUGGAUGAAGUACGCAGAUCCUUCAGAAGACGAACUAUGGAGCCAUGCUGCCUGCAUUGACCGUUAGCCCUCCUUGCUGAAGCUUCCUUAACUUCUCUGAGCUUUCAUUUACAUGUGUCCCACCAUUGCCCAUUUCUAGCUUACCAGCACUGUAUGUAAAGUCCUACAUAGCUUAACAACGCUUUUGUAAAGUUUUCUGCUGCCUUUAACCAAACAUGUUAUGCUAAAUAUGCAAAGUUAAGUCUCCGUAACAACAUGGGACAAAGUGAAAGGAAGACGCUGUGGAAUGUGCGACUUCAUCCUACUCGGAUAGUCAAGGGCCAGAGAAAUUGCUUCUGCACAGAGUACAGAGCCACAUGAAUAAAACAUUCUCACCUUUA